Messenger RNA from Dovyalis caffra, 867 nucleotides. Lineage: Eukaryota; Viridiplantae; Streptophyta; Magnoliopsida; Malpighiales; Salicaceae. The record is from the annotation of a GenBank genome assembly.
AUGGGUGAUCACAUAAAAAAGGGAGAAGAACUCGAGAAGAAAGCAGAUAAGAAGAUCAACGGCUGGGGUUUACUGGGCUCCAAAUACGAAGAUGCUGCUGACUUGCUUACGCAAUCUGCCAAUCAAUUUAAACUCGCUAAAUCUUGGGAUAGAGCUGGGUCAGUUUUUAUGAAGCUGUCAAAUUGUCAUUUAAAGUUGGAUAGCAGACAUGAAGCUGCUAGUGCUUAUAUAGAUGCUGCAAAUUGCUUCAAGAAAACAUCAACUAAAGGGGCUAUGUCGUGCUAUUUGCAAGCUGUGGAUAUUUAUGUUGAUAUGGGAAGGUAUAGCAUGGCUGCAAAGUAUUGCAAGGAAAUUGCUCAGUUGUAUGAGCUUGAGCAAAACAAUGAGAAGGCUAUUCUGUAUUUUGAAAAAGCUGCUGAUUAUUUUGAAUUUCAAGAAUCGAGCACCCUUGCUAACUCGUGCAAGCUGAAAGUUGCGGAAAUUUCUGCUCAAUUUGAGCAGUAUCAGAAAGCAAUUCAGAUAUAUGAAGAGAUAGCACGACAGUCACUAAAAAAUAACUUGCUAAAAUAUGGAGCACGAGGACAUCUUCUCAAUGCUGGUAUUUGCCAACUUUGCAGAGGAGAUGUUGUUGCAGUAACCAAUGCAUUGGAGCGAUAUGAGGAUUUGGAUCCGACGUUUUCUAGAACUCGCGAAUACAAAUUUUUAUCAGAUUUAGCUACUGCAAUUGAUGAGGAGGAUGUUGCAAAGUUCACUUCCAUUGUCAAGGAGUUCGAUAGCAUUACCAAGCUGGAUUCUUGGAAGGCCACACUUCUGUUGAAAGUGAAGAAUGCCCUGAAGGCCAAAGAACUAGAGGAUGAUUUGACCUGA